Molecule: messenger RNA, 2677 nt
Organism: Eucalyptus grandis
Lineage: Eukaryota; Viridiplantae; Streptophyta; Magnoliopsida; Myrtales; Myrtaceae
Product: pentatricopeptide repeat-containing protein At2g30780
Exons: 3
Coding region: 257-1801 (514 amino acids)
Molecular function (GO): mRNA binding; protein binding
Source: RefSeq, a predicted model, not a curated record
AUCCGACGACCGCGAGCUGCUGCUUCUUCUUCUUCUUCAUCUUCCGCUUCUUCUUCAGCUCUUCUUCGCCGGCAUCGCCGUCGUCGUCCGGUGCAGAGUCAGGCGCUCCCUCCGUCCCUCGCCGACGAGUGGCUGGACCCGAAGGAGCUCCAUCUCGGCCCAGGACUUCCUCCGAUUCGAGUCCAAUCUCUCUCCCUCUCUCGCGAAAACCCUAGUCAAAGAUGCCGCCUUUCUCAGUCGCCCCUCGCCGCUCGCAAUGAAGAGAGCCUGGAAGAUCUCCGCCUCCGCCCACUCCGAGCUGCUAUGCCUCCGGCGACCCCCUCGCAGCCCCACGACCCCGAGGCCGCCCCGCCUCCUCGCCCGCCCGAGGUCGCCGGCCCACGGGCCCUCCCGCGGAAUCUGCGGCACGGCCGGCCCGAGCCCGGCCGUGAUGAGGGACAUCAUGGAGCUCUUCGUCGAGAAGUUCGCGCGGGCGGAGGAGAGCAGGGCGGCGCUCGGCGAAGGCGUCCGGGCCAGGGUUGUGGAGCUGAGGGACGAGCUGGCGCGGCUCGACGGGCCGGACGAGAUCGUUAGGGUUUUGGACGAGAAAGCCGAACCCUUGCUCCACUCCGUCGAUGGGUUGGCGUUUGUUGAGUUCCUGAAGCAGCUCGACUCCUGGCCUCAUCAAGCUCUAGAGGUCUUUUUUUGGAAGAGGAAACUUCAGGAGCGCGGUAUUCCGAUGACAUCCGAGGAGUAUGUCAAAGGCAUUACGGUUGCUGGUAGAAUUAAGGAUGUUGAUCUAGCUACGGAACUAUUUACGGAAGCUACUAGUAAGAGAUUGAAGGCGAACUCUACUUAUAAUGCAUUGAUGGGUGCUUAUAUGUACAAUGGCUUGGCGGGAAAGUGCCAGAAGCUUUUCCAGGAGUUGAAAAAGGAUGCAGACUGUAGUCCUUCGAUAGUUACGUAUAAUAUUCUUAUCUCUGUUUUCGGGCGCUUAAUGCUGAUAGAUCAUAUGGAGGCGGCUUUUCAGGAGGUAGAGUGUUUAAAACUUGCCCCCAAUAUUGUCACGUAUAACAAUCUAAUUUCUGGGUAUUUGACUGCUUGGAUGUGGGACAAUAUGGAAAGAACUUUUCAGACUAUGAAGGCAAGUCCUGUUAAGCCUAAUACAAGUACAUACUUGCUGAUGCUUCGUGGUUAUGCACACUCGGGUAAUUUGGAAAAGAUGGAAGAGACAUACGAGUUGGUAAAAGACCAUGUCAAUAAGAAUGAUGUGGCUUUGAUUAGAGCCAUGAUAUGUGCAUACUGUAGGAGCUCUAUCAUGGACAGAGUUAGGAAAAUUGAGACGCUACUAGGGCUCAUUCCAGAAAAUGGGUAUAGACCUUGGUUAAAUGUGUUGCUGAUCAAGGUUUAUGCACAGGAGGAUUGGUUGGACAAGAUGGAAAACUCAAUCAAUGAGGCCUUUGAGCAGAAAACCUCUGUAAAUGCAGCAAGUGUGAUGAGGGCUAUAGUGGGCAGUUAUUUCCGAUGUAAUGCGUUAGAUAAGCUUGUGAACUUCGUGAAGCGCGCAGAAUGUGCUGGGUGGAGAAUCUGCCGUUCUCUUUAUCAUUGUAAAAUGGUAAUGUAUGGAUCACAGCAGCGGUUGGCGGAAAUGGAGAGUGUGCUUGAUGAGAUGAACAGUUUUAAUUUCGAUCUAACAAAGAAAACGUUCAUCAUCAUGUACUAUGCCUACAUAUCCAGUGGUAAAAAAGAUAAGGCGGAGCAGAUAAAAGGACUGAUGUGCAAGUAUGGUUAUGGGGUACCUCAUGAUGCCGUCUCUUCAUAAUAAAACCCCUCCUUCCAUCUUCUUGUACUGGGUGGUUACAUGCGAAUGUUUAAGUGUUAUUAUCAAUAACUGCUUGCACAAGGCCAUUCAGCUGAUUGUUCUGAAUGAGGAAUUGCUGUUGUUCAUACGUGUCCCUGGAUAAGGAAGUGUUAUUUACUUGUAGAAGAUGAACAUGAUUAGCAAUGCAAAUGUGCCAUUUGCAUAAUUCCAUCCGACCUGGUACUUCAAGCAGUAUUCUUUCUCACCAAUUUCAUGAUUCAAUCUGUCUAGAGUGUGUUGAGUUCUUUUGGAGCUCUGAGCUUACCGGCAACACUUGGGAAUGGGAUGCAUGAUAAGCUCUGCGACUUUGGGCAUGGUAUAUUGGAUCUGUGCACUUCAUUUACCGUGAGCACUUUGGUGAAUGAUUCAUCUGCUACGAAGUUGGCCAGAUUAAUCAGUAGGCCAUAGCGAACUGAUUUUUGGAUUUUACCCAAGGGUGGGGCCAACCCCCAGAAAAUAAGAGUUUCAAUUUUUAGAGUUAUUGUCCCUUUUGUGUUUUAAGAUCUCUUAUUCUUUUCUGCGGAUUUUGGAUUUUACCCAAGGUUUGGGCCAACCCCAGAAAUAAGAGUUCCAAUUUUGACGUUCAUUGUACCAUUUGUGUUUUAAGAUCUCUUGUACAAUAUGGGACAUGCAUCUUCUGAAAUGACCUUGGGGAUGAAUUGGGGUACUGUUAUUGGUGUUGUGACUGAAAGAAGUGGUACACAGGAUUUCUUGCAAUUGCCCAGGUUUUGUGCUUGCAAUAUACUGCCGGUACAUCUGUCCGCAUAUGUAGAGCUUGUGUAUGACAUUUCGAGAGGAGAAAAUAACACCUGGUGGAUGGCUGAAUACUCAUUUAUC